This is a messenger RNA of Aureobasidium melanogenum CBS 110374, 372 nucleotides long. RefSeq lists its product as uncharacterized. Bases 1 to 372 code for a protein of 123 amino acids. NCBI's taxonomy places the organism in Eukaryota, Fungi, Ascomycota, Dothideomycetes, Dothideales, Saccotheciaceae. The record is from RefSeq and is a predicted model, not a curated record. The transcript has a single exon.
AUGAAGCAGCUGAUUGCUUCCCUGUUCUACUUCGAGCUUGGCUACAAACUGAGGAAGGGACAGAAACGGGACAAAGUUCUGCAGCUAGGAACUAUCAAAACCCGUCUGACCGAACAAGAGUUCGAAGUCUUUCGGAAAACGUAUCCCGAGGUGCGCUUCAGAGUCAAGGACCUGGUAGUUGAGCUAUCAGCCGCGAUGGAGAUUGAGAUUCUACAGCCAGUAAGCACCGAGUUGUUUAAGAUCGAGCUCAUCCACCCUUCUUGGAUACAACAAAUCAGUGGAUCACCAUUCACGAUUGCCCAGCUGCGAGAGGCGCAGAGCGAUUAUCUGCCAGUCGGGCUCGGCGAAGGACGCAAACGUAAGAGGGGCUGA